This is a messenger RNA of Trichomonas vaginalis G3, 1484 nucleotides long. Its product is annotated as DNA/RNA polymerase superfamily. The transcript has a single exon. The annotation marks the transcript as partial. The record is from RefSeq and is a predicted model, not a curated record. Lineage: Eukaryota; Parabasalia; Trichomonadida; Trichomonadidae.
AUGAACAAAAACGGAACAGCUAAAAUGAAUGAUAAUCAAAUAAGAGCCGAAGGUAGAAGGUUAUUUAAACGCUUCUAUAACAUUCCUGAUGGUGUUAAUCCUAAAACUCGUAGAAGUUAUUUAAAUGAAGCCAUAGAUGCAUAUGAAGGAUUUGACAUUUCAUCAGAAAGUGAGAGGUUAGCAAGAAUGUUAAACGUUAAUAUUGAUUUUUAUUAUUGUGACCCUCAACCAGAAGACGUAGACAUAAAUAAGGUAGACUUUCCAUUAGUGGAAUCAAUAAUGAUAGAUCCAGAAUUUGAAACAGUAAAUAUUUUAUUAACACAGAGUCCAUGUGGAAAACUUCACGCUGACAGAAUUACAGACGUUGAAGCACUCACAGGAUAUAAAGUUUGCCCCUUUUGCAAAGAAGAAGUAUAUUCUAUCCGUGAUGACCCAGAAAGGAAAAACCAAAGAAGAUUUUUAAAACAUUGUGAGAAAUGUAAAGAAAAUAAUGGAAGAUUAAUUCAAGACGUUCAAUUGCAAAACACACAACAACCAUAUGCACCACAUAUCACGAAACAGAAGAUAUAUCAAUGGCUAUUAGCUCACAAUUUGCAGGAAUAUUAUAAACCAACAAGAUAUUAUAUUACUUUUGACUUCGAAACAUUAGAGACUAAAGAAGAACUUCAACUUUCUGAAUGUGCAACUUUGAACGCUUACUUAAAACCAUUUAUGGUAUCAUCAACUGUCAAAAUAAAGCCGCAAACGGACUCUUUGAGUCCUGAAGGUCUUUCAGACCGAAGCGGCGAGGUCGUAGACCGUGAUAAAACAUUUACGAGGAAUUUUUGCUUAACAUCAAGUGAUUCGUUCAUCUCUGAUUGGAUUGAAUUUUUAUUUUCAACCUGUUCAUUAGUUGCUAAAUCAAAUAUUGAACAAUAUGAAGAAUUAAUGAAGCCGCAAACGGACCAAACGGCGGGGACUUUGUCCCAUACAUUAAAUGAAAAACAGAAGGAAGCAUUUAAAGAACUUCUAGAUGAGGAAUUCAAUAAAGUGAAUAUCAUAGGUUUUAAUUCGGGAAAGUUUGAUUUAAAUUUAAUUCUUCGUGAUUUAAACACUGCAAAAUGGAAAAUAAAAUCAAUGCUGGGUUCUUCUUCUCAAUUUAAGCAAAUCAUUGUAAAGAAAACAAACUGUCCAUAUGAAUUAAGAUUUAUUGACAUCAGAAAUUAUAUAGCGGGUGGAACAUUAGACCAAUUCACUCAAGAUUUCGGAAACAAUAAAUCACGUGUUAAAUCCUUUUUCCCUUAUCAAUUCAUCACAUGGGAGAAUUACGAAGAUGAAUUAUAUAAAGUGGAACCAUUCACUCAAGAUUCAUUUUAUUCAGCAUUAACUCAAGAAACAAUAUCCGAUUCAGAUUAUCAAAUAUAUCUCAAUGAUGCUAAAAAUUUUGAGAAUAGAUUAGAAUAUUUUAUUCAUUAUUGCAAUAAAGACGUUGAAAUUAUGAUUGA